AUGAGUCAAAUAAAUUAAAACAAUUAAAAGCAAUUGCCUUCUUAAUGCGAGGUUCUCAUUGUAGGAGCAGGAGUAUCAGGAGCUACAGCAUUUUAUUCUCUUUAAAAAGCUGGAGUAAAAAAUGUAGUAAUAGUAGACACUGGAAAAAGCGGAUAAGGAAAUGACUAAGGUUAAACUACAUCAUAACAUGCAUAUUUAAGAGAAGAUGACGUUAAUUAAAGCAGAGUGUUUGAGUAUGCAAGCAAAAGUGGAUCUGCUGUAAUGGAUUACCCUACUUCUACAAUCAAGAUGAUGGUUAAUUUAUAUCCAAGCACUUCUAAAGAUUAUAUAUAGCAUCAUGGUUUUAAUGGAGCAGUUCGUUAUUUAAAGUUAGCACAUACUGGCUUGCAAAUUCAAUCUGAAUUAGCAUAAAUAGCUUUUGAAAAAGAGCAGCUAAAUGAAAAUUUAGUAUAAAAAGGCUCCUUGUAUGUUUGUGAGGAAAAAGAUGUUGAAGACUUCAAGGAAGAAUUUGAACUACUUAAGAAGUUAGGAUGCAAGGGAGUUGAAUUGUGGGACUAAGAAAAAGUUUGGAAACAUGCUGGAGGACCUCAAACAAAAUUCGUGUUAGGAAUUUACUUUCCAAAUGAUUCAGUUAUAAACUCAUAGCUGUUUUCCUCAAAACUGAUAUAAAAUGUUCUUAAAAUAGAACCAUCUUACAGUCUGUUUGAAAAUACUCCAUAAGUAGUAAAUGUGAAAACUAGCAAAGAGGGUUUUGCAUUAACAAAAUUAGAAAAUGGGGUUGUAAUAAAAAGUAAUUAUGUUGUUGUUUGUACAGGUGGAUUAUUUAAUGACCCUAAUUUGGCAGGAAUACUGAUUCCUUGCUAUUCAUAUUUAGUCUCUUUGAAGGAACCAGAGUCAACAAAAAAUGAUAAAAAUCGUUUACCUUACCCUAACUCUCUGAAUUUCUUCACAUGGGGAUUUACUCAUGAUUGGUGUUUAACUAAAGGACAUCUAAGAUGUAGUGGUGAAGAUCACUUUUCAGCUCUAAAGCCUCCUAGAGAUGCCGAAAGAUGUGCUUCUCUCGCAAGAUGGACAGUAGAAAAAUUACCAUAUUUAAAAGACUCAGAGCUGAACUGUGAUAAAAAAUAUGGUGUCUACUCUGAAACACCAGAUUCUACUCCUCUUGUUGGUACUAUGUCUCCUCAAAGUAAAGUAUGCUACGUUUUAGGAUGCAAUGCUUGGGGAUAAGCUUCUUUAAGCUAUAGUGCUAGUCUUGUACCUGGUCUCCUUGGGUACACAAAUUUAAAUGACGAUCAAAAAGACUCUCUUAAAUUACUAACAAUUAGAAGAUUUGCUUUGCUAAAAGGAGUUAAGAAAUAAUAAACUCCUAAAUUAUGA
Tetrahymena thermophila SB210 is the source of this 1377-nucleotide messenger RNA. RefSeq names its product FAD-dependent oxidoreductase. The transcript has a single exon. Gene Ontology annotation, molecular function: oxidoreductase activity. The record is from RefSeq and is a predicted model, not a curated record. Lineage: Eukaryota; Ciliophora; Oligohymenophorea; Hymenostomatida; Tetrahymenidae. Gene Ontology annotation, cellular component: cytoplasm.